Molecule: messenger RNA, 5086 nt
Organism: Colias croceus (clouded yellow)
Lineage: Eukaryota; Metazoa; Arthropoda; Insecta; Lepidoptera; Pieridae
Gene: lin
Product: protein lines
Exons: 2
Coding region: 297-2720 (807 amino acids)
Source: RefSeq, a predicted model, not a curated record
GCAUUGACAGAGCGUCAUCGUACGUAAUGGAGUCGAUGUUCACUUUGACCAAGUUAUGAUCAUGAAAAUUGAAGUUUUUUCAAUGAAAUAUUACGUAAAAGUGUUGUGCUAUUAAGUAUUUCGUUGCAAGAAGUUAUUGAAAGUAACUUAUGGAUCUUAUAAUUGGAAAAAAGUGUAUAUACAACCUCAUUUUAUGUACAAUGAAUGAGAACUACGAUUACGCUGCCAAGGCACAAAUUAAAGCACGCUGAUUGUGCGCUGGGAUACAUUUGGAAGUGUAGUUGCGACGCAUUUUCAUGGUUUUACGAGGGCACGUCGUUGCAAAGACUGAUGCAGGAAUGGCUUCGGAUCAGCCAGUGAAGAAGAAACAGAGGAUAGAUGGUCCUGAUAUAGAUGAAGGAAGUGAUAAAUCGGGAGAGGAUAUUCUCACGGAUAUAUACGAUUCUGAAACGCCAGCUGAACAUUCAGGCGAUUUCAUUACGAGAAAUGGAGAAUCGCCUGAUAGUGGUACAGUGAGCGAAGAUGCGGUCGACUGUUCGUCAAUCUUACGGCUUCCAAGUGACACUAAUGUGGAAAUAAUACCCUCGUCCAGCAAUACACCUCACUGGACUGUUGCUGAUGAUAAACUACUUACUGAACUACGGACUCUUCAAAACUCUUUAGUUGGCCAGUGCUUGUGUGGUUUAGACGAAAAUGUUAUCCUUCAACUAUUUGAUAGACGAUUGCAUAUUGCAACCUGGCCGUUGACAUGCUCUCUCACGUACCUAUCAACUAUGCAAUUGUUAUUUGACAUUUAUUUGAAACAAAACAAUUCUGGCACAAUAUGUUCACGGCUGAUGCACGCUUGCGAUAUAUUCGUUAGAAACAGGCAUGACUGGAUUACAGAAGUGGUUGAAUUGUCAGAACACAAAAGCAAAUUCAUUACAUUUGUAGCGAGUAGAGUCUUAGCAAGCUUUCUGAUAGUAUCAAAGGAUACAGUGGACGAGAAUUGGCUACAACAGAUUGCAGAAAAUAUUUAUUUAUUUGAUAGAAUAAACAGGAUCACAGUACAAAAGAUUAACUUCAGUUUAGAUAUAAUUAAGAGGAUAGUUGAAUGGAAGGAUGUAGUACAGCAUCCAUUGGAGGACAGUAAUUACAUAAAUACAGCAGCAAAUGUUCAAGUACAGGAAGACAAUCCCUUCCGGAGUAGUUCCAGCUAUGGAAGCAUGCCUUCAAACUCAAGAAAUGAUAACUUACAUAGUGCCUUUUCUAAUUUACAAACCCAUAGUUCACCUUCGACAUCAAGUAGAGAUAGCUCCACUGAAAACAAGCCAGUGACGUUUAAACUUCACGAGCCAGUGUUAAAAUUACCUUCUGAACAGCCUAUGGGCAGGAUAGAGAGAAGCGAGUCCCCUGAACCUCAGCCUUCAAGAAUAGAGAGGGUCAAUGAACAUGGUUGUGUUACUGUUAUCUUAACCGAUUCAGAAUCAUUUGAUACAUCUCAUAUUAAAUGCUUAACAAUAAAAACUCUGGAGCACCACUGGCCAGUGCUUGUUAAGAAUAUGAAACUACUGCUACUUAGGUACCUGAAUUUAAGUAAUGCUGAAAAUUGCGUGCUUACUUUUUUCUCCCUGUGGGAGAACAUUAUAAGUGUUAAGGCUAAUCUCUCAGUGAUAGAUACGAAGCCAUUCUAUGCAGACUUACAGAGCUUCAUUGAUUUACUAAGAAAUACACUACUACCACCCUUAAUAUAUAGUCAUCUGUUAAGUUUAUUCAAUGAGGUUUUAUGCUAUGGCUCCACAUUAGCCUUACAGGAUAUCUUGCCAGAAGAAAUAUGUACGUUAGCACACUCUAUUGUAAGGUAUGUUAAAGAUUUUCGCCUACUGAGUGAUGUAAGAGUACAAAGCAGUAGGAGUGGAUUUGGCUUUUUAGGACAUGAAUGUACAGUAUUGAGAGAUUACUCGUUAGGCACUGAGGUAGCUCCCAUAUCAACAUCAAUACAGUUAGUUGAUCAGAGCUAUGGAGAUGAUGAGAAUGAUGACAACAAUCAAUUGCAUGAAGUUGACAAGACUAUGUUACAGCGAAUGUCAUUAUUAGUACUGAAAUCAGUUGCUGUAACAGUGAAAGAAAUGCGAUGUGACUCAUCCGAUAGCUCUAUAGAUUCGUCUGACUAUAAUGCUAUACAAGACAUGCAGAUAGUCGAAAGGUCGAUACGAGAUGUGUUAAAAAAGCUGGACUCGUUCAUACGUAAUCGACUAGAAUUCCACCCAGAAACACCAUUCACGAAAAUGUUGAUACACUUAUUCAGUGAGCAAGACGAUUACUUGAUUGAAUCUAUGGUUUGCACGUUGGAUAUAACGGUUGGUAUAGUUUACAGGAAUUCAGUGUACCCUGAUUUAAUACCGAUGUUAAAUCCUAUAAUGUCAUUUAUGGAAUUCCUCAAAGUCGUGUCGCACGACAGCGAUGUACUCCUAGAUUACUUGGUGAGUAACGAAACAUGCUUUCUAUUGUAUUUGUUGAGAUUUUUAAAAUAUGUACGGAGGAAUUGGCCGAAAUUUCUCGAGACGUGUCAGCAAAUGGAUGAUACUCGAGGCUUGGACGAAACAAUGAGGGUUCUUAUUAGGUUACGUUUACAGAUCAGUAGGCUUGUCUCAAAGUCCCUGUUCCCUUACAAUAUAAGCCCUGUUUUGAGGUUGUUGGAGGUCUGCGAAAGCCUGUAUGAAGGCAAUGAAUUCAGUUAAAUGUGUCUUAACGGUUUUAGGAAUUUUAACGGAGCAAUCUCUCAUACAGACUUUAAUGCUGGACAUUUUAAAAAUGACGAGUGGAAAUUUUCUAAAUUUUCUAUCUGUUCUCAUUUCAAGUACAUAGUUGACUUACGAAAUAUUAUAUUUCGUGAUUUUAUUUUCUAAAUGGUCAAAAUUCAUCAUAUAAUUUGCUCUAAUUAAAAUUCCUGAAACUUAAUUUCUAUAAACAAUCCCACAAAGACUGCAAAUUAUAUUAACAUUCCAAAUUUUUAAUUGGCAUAAUUUAGUUAAUUAGUAAUUAGAUUAAUUAAUUUAUACUUACUAUAGAUGUAUAUGUGUAACAAUUAUUGUUGUAUAAUGUCUUCCAAAUACAGAUGGUAAUAAUACAUGGUAUAUUAUAAAAACUUCUUCUAAAAACUGUGUAAUUCAUGCCUUAACCCAUUGAGCCCCAAGCGGUUGAUCCCAGAGUCUGUGGUUCCGGGGCCUGAGUUAAUACAUUUUAACUUAACACACAAAAUAAAAGCUAAAACUUCGUUAACUUUAAAAUGAUAAUAAUCAUCAACAAAAAUCCAACUGGAAAUCUCUGGAAAUAUUGAUUCCAGAGAAAAAAAUAUCAGCUAUGUAUUUAAUUUUAUUUAUGUACCAUGUAAUUAUUACCAACGAAAAGUGCCUUAUCAAUAAAAACAAAGGUGCUCAAUAAUAACUAGCAUUUCCCACACAAAAGUAAUGCUUCCUUUAAGAAGCCUAGUUUUAAUUUAUUUUAAAUGUGUAUAUUGUUUAGUUGUAAUGCAUAUAAAUGCGGGUUUUUUUAUCUAAAUUAUAUUCUAAUGCCACUUUGUAAAUAUGCCAUCAAUUACCAUAAGUAAAUGUAAUCAGUAUUAAAACAAUUUUAACUUAUGAACAUACCUUUGUAUUAAUAAUAAUGGAAUGCCACAAGGGAUUUUAUUGCAAAUGUUUUUGUUAUGUUUAUAAAUUAUUUAUUAUUACGAAGAUAAAAUUUCCGCAAAAGAAAAUUUCUCUUUGUGGGAUGAUAGGUUUCUUUUAAACAAAUAAGGAAUCAUUUUAGAAUUUUUAUAAAGAAAUAAUUUGUAUUUUUAGUUUCGUCAAAAAUGUCAUUUAUUAUCUAUGGAAUAUUCUAAUUGCAUGCGUAUUUCAGUGCAUGUACCUAUUAAGUUUUUAUGUUAUGAAAUAUAAAAACUUACUAUUGUGUUAAUAAAUUAACAUACAGAAAGUUUAAAAAUUGUUAUCUUUAAGUUAAAUAUUACAAGAAAAUUUGCAUUAUCUUCCUUUGUGGUAUGAAUGAACUCAUAAAAUGUUUAUGAAAUAAAUUUUGUAUAAUUAUGUACCACAAAAUAAAAGUAACACAGACCCAUUGAGGUAUUAUUACUACGUAUAGAGAGGACACCACGAACAAAAUUUGUGCAACAAGCGCGGCGGCCGGCGCGUGGCGUGAGUCAUAAACUUUGUAGAUAUUCUGCCUCUUAUUACUUAUAAAUUAAAAACAAUCAAUGUAACAAAUAAAUAUUGUUUAUCUUAUUAAAAAAAUAUGAAUAAACUUAUCAAUUAAAACCAAUCAAUGUAACAAAAAAAAAAAUUGGGUUGAGACGAUUGACUCUAACUCGUGUUACAAAUAUUGUAGUAGCGAUGUCCUCUCCAGUACGUAGUACAUAGUAACUCAAUGCACAGACCGAGCAUUUCUUGAGUUCUCUGUAUCAUAAUAUAUUUUUGUUAAUUUAAAUUUAAGUCUUUAGGUAACCUCAAUACUAGCGAACUAUUUAUGUUUAAAAUAAAAAUAAUGAAGUGAAAACAAUGCAAUCCGUAAAGGUAAACAAUUUAUUUGAAUCUCAGCCAUUUAUUGUUAUAAAUUGUACUUUUAUCAAGCAAAAUAUGCUAAAUAUUCUGAAUUGUUGAAAUUAGAUGCUUAAUUAUUGAAAAUAUCCAUAAUAUUAUCUAAUAGUCACUAAAAAAAGUUUCUUUCAUAUCAGACUAAAUUUAAUAGUGGCCAAUCAUUUACUCAAUUAAAAAAUAAUAAACAUCCACCAUCAUAGAAACAUUUAUAAUUACAUAAUUCUUUAAACUCUUCAACAAUUCAGAUACUAAUUAUUAUUAAAAAUAUUAAACCAUGUGUAAUUAUUAUUUGUUUAUUAUCUAAAAUCCUACAAAAUGUACUGGCUUUGUAAUUCCAGCUUCAAUUUAAAAUUGUAUUUGAAAAUUCGGAUCAUUUAAAAUUAUAUUUCGAAGGCACAUUUACUGUUUUUGUAAGCCUAAACAUUUAUGUAUUUAGGAUAAUUCUAAGUAUAUACUUGUUAUUCGUAGAUAAUAAUUUAACAGCAAUAAAAGAAAUAUUUUUGUACAUGAUUAAA